AAAAUUGGUGCUUUCAGCUUGAAGGUCAUGCUCUGGCCCUUGGGGAAGGCAGUAGUAGUGCAGGAGGUUGGAGUUGGUAUAUGGAGAUUUCUUUCUGCUGCUCAGUUCUUCUGCUCCCAUGUGAGUGUUCUCCUUGGGCCCCUCAAGGGUGUCCCUGUCCCAGCGUGGGCACCUCCACAGAUCUGAAGGCAGUGGUUCUGCUGACACAAAGGCUGCAACUCUGAGCCCUAUUCCACCAGCGGCUUCCUAUCCUACCCUGUGCCUUAAACAUGGAAACUGUAGAAGUGAAUAGUGUAUCCUUGAAACGUCCUCGCUCUGAGGAUGAUGUGGCCAAUGCAGAUGAAAUUAAAAGACAGAAGAUCUUGGAGAAGUCCAAGGCAGAGAACGACUCUGGGCAGAGCAUUGAGAAUGUAACAGAACAACCCGAGGACACGAAAAGUGAAAUAAUCCCCACAGAGGAAAGUGAGGAGCAGGAAGAGGAGGAACUAGAGGAUAGUGAUGAAGAUGGAGAUCCAGAGAGCUUUGCAGACAUGAUGAAGCAUGGACUGACAGAAAGCGAUGUUGGCAUAACUAAAUUUGUUAGCUCUCACAAAGGGUUUUCUGGAAUCUUAAAAGAGAGAUACUCAGACUUUGUUGUCCAUGAAAUAGGCAAAGAUGGACGUGUGAGCCAUUUAGAUGACUUUUCUGUUCCAGUGGAUGAUGAGGACCCAUCAGAAGAAACAUUUACAGUUUUGUCAGACGAAGACAAGCAGCGUUUAGAGGAGCUCCAGCUUUUUAAGAAUAAGGAAACUAGUGUUGCCAUAGAGGUAAUUGAGGACACCAAAGAAAAAAGAACCAUCAUCCAUCAGGCUGUGAAGUCCUUGUUUCCAGGACUAGAGACUAAAACAGAAGAUAGAGAUGGAAAGAAAUACAUUAUUGCUUAUCAUGCUGCUGGGAAAAAAGCAUUGGCAAAGGUCAGAACUGCAACAGAUCCAAGAAAGCACUCUUGGCCAAAAUCUAGGGGAAGCUACUGCCAUUUUGUACUGUACAAGGAGAACAAAGACACUAUGGAUGCCAUCAAUGUCCUGUCCAAAUUUUUAAGAGUGAAGCCAAACAUAUUUUCCUACAUGGGAACUAAAGAUAAAAGGGCUAUAACAGUUCAAGAGAUCGCUGUUCUCAGAAUCACUGCACAAAGACUUGCUCAUUUGAAUAAAUGUUUGAUGAACUUCAAAUUAGGAAAUUUCAGUUACAAGAACCAUCCACUGAAAUUGGGAGAACUGCAAGGGAACCAUUUCACUGUUGUUCUCAGAAACAUAACAGGAACUGAUGAGCAGAUAGAGCAAGCAAUGCAUUCACUCAGGGAAAUUGGAUUUAUUAAUUACUAUGGAAUGCAAAGAUUUGGAACCACAGCUGUUCCUACUUAUCAAAUUGGCAGAGCUAUUCUACAGAACAACUGGAAUGAAGUAAUGGAUUUGAUAUUAAAGCCACGACCAGGAGCUGAAAAGGGAUAUUUAGUGAAAUGCAGAGAAGAAUGGGCAAAGACUAAAGAUCCAGCAGCAGCCCUCAAGAAACUGCCUGUAAAAAGGUGCGUGGAAGGACAGCUUCUACGUGGACUCUUAAAGUAUGGAAUGAAGAACAUAAUCUCUGCAUUUGGCAUAAUACCAAGAAAUAAUCGUUUAAUGUACAUUCACAGCUACCAGAGUUAUGUGUGGAAUAAUAUGGUGAGCAAGAGAAUAGAAGAAUAUGGGCUUAAAGCUGUACCAGGAGAUCUCAUACUUAAAGGAGCCACAGCUGUUCACAUUGAAGAAGGAGAUGUUGAUAACUACACUAUCCAUGAUGUAGUGAUGCCAUUGCCUGGAUUUGAUGUUAUUUAUCCAAAGCAUAAAAUUGGUGAGGCCUACAAGGAGAUGCUGGUAGCUGACAACCUUGAUAUCAACAACAUGAGGCAUAAAAUCAGAGAUUACUCACUUUCUGGAGCAUACAGAAAGAUUAUCAUUCGGCCUCAGAAUGUCAAUUGGGAGGUUGUUGCAUAUGAUGAUCCUAAAAUCCCAUUAUUUACUACGGAUCUGGAUAAACUGGAAGGAAAACCAUUACCAGUUCUCCCUACAGAUGGCAAAUUCAGGGCACUAAAGAUGGAGUUCUCCCUUCCCCCCUCCACUUACGCUACCAUGGCGAUUCGAGAAGUUUUGAAAAUGGACACAAGCAUAAAGAACCAGACACAACUGAAUACGACCUGGCUGCGCUAAAUGAACUGCAGAAUGACUUCAUUUUAACAAAGUGUUUUCUUAUUUACACGUCCUGUACAAAUCUUUAAAGAGUCACAGUAAGAGAUUUGUAUUUUUUUAAGUUUUUUAGUGCUAUCAUUUAACUUCAGUAGUCCUUUGCAAGAUGGUGACUGUAAUAUAAUACAGAUUUUAGUGACUGGUGCUUUUUACUGAAUGAGUAAGUUACCUGAGCUGUAACAUGGGUGCAUCUUUAGAAUUGUGCUUAUAAUGGCAUUAGACUUGGAAGAAUGUUUAGCUUGCUUUCUUUGGGCAAGCACUGAAUGUUUUCAAGAGGAAGACUUCAGCCACUCUUGAAGUCUUUUCAAAUAUAAUGCAUUACAUGGGGAAAGAAGAAUUACAACAAAAUUAAGAUACUGAUGAACAUAUGUAUUGCUGGAGUUUUGCUGGUAGCAUUUGCACUGAUCUGGUAGCAGAUUCUGUUAGCAAGGCUUUUGUGUGCUGUAAAGCUGUACAGCUCUUUUAAAUAGUUCGACUUUUCAUUGAGAAAAUACUUGUAUUUUCCAGCUAAUACCUGUACUAAAGAACAGGUACUAAAAAUAAACUAACCUGAAACUCUGA
This is a messenger RNA of Melozone crissalis (California towhee), 2822 nucleotides long. It is a transcript of the gene PUS7, whose product is annotated as pseudouridine synthase 7. Gene Ontology annotation, biological process: pseudouridine synthesis. Gene Ontology annotation, cellular component: nucleus. The transcript is spliced from 19 exons. NCBI's taxonomy places the organism in Eukaryota, Metazoa, Chordata, Aves, Passeriformes, Passerellidae. The record is from RefSeq and is a predicted model, not a curated record. Gene Ontology annotation, molecular function: RNA binding; pseudouridine synthase activity. The coding region runs from base 270 to 2225 and encodes 651 amino acids.